GUAAGUGAAGAGUGUAUAAUAAAAACAACCGACCGCUGAGGACUGCACUGCAACAGCGAAUGAGCGCGUUACUGCGAGGUUUCAGUCAAACGUACUCAGCUUAAUCCAUGUUCUGCAAGAGUGUUAAAAUGGAAGUUAACAUAACAGUGGAACAGAGCAGAUCUAUAAGGAAAAGAGGAGAUUUAACAGAAGCAGAAAAAGAGAUGCUCCAGGCUGCUGCUGCAGGGGAUGUGCAAUCAGCUUUACAGCUUCUUAACAGUAAAGAAGUGUGUGUUAACUGUUUGGAUGAGAAUGGCAUGAGUCCUCUUAUGCAUGCUGCAUAUAAAGGUCAAGCAGACAUAUGCAGGUUGCUGCUGCAACAUGGAGCCGAUGUCAACUGUAAUGAGCAUGAGUAUGGCUAUACUGCUCUAAUGUUCGCCAGUCUCUCAGGUAAUGCUGAGAUUACGUCGAUGAUGCUGGAUGCUGGAGCAGAAACAGAUCCAGUCAACUCAGUAGGACGAACUGCAGCUCAAAUGGCAGCUUUUGUAGGCCAGCACGACUGUGUGACAGUAAUUAAUAACUUUUUCUCACGGACAAGAUUAGAGUACUACACCAGACCCCAGGGUGUAGAGAUGGAACCUAUACUGCCUCCCAAACUGGCAGGACCUUUGCAUAAAAUCAUCAUGACCACAAACCUCAACCCUGUCAAGAUGGUAAUGAUGGUGAAAGAAGACCCACUCCUUGUGGAUGAAGUGGCUCUGGAGAAAUGUUACAGAGUGAUGGAUCUGCUGUGUGAACAGUGUGUAAAACAGCAGGACAUGAAUGAAGUGCUGGCUUUGAAGAUGCACUACAUCAGCUAUGUGCUCCAAAAGUGCCUGGCUUACCUGCAGGAGUGUGAUGACAAACUAGAUGCUCUUCUUAGGAGCCUUUUAAAAGGACGAGAUGGUGAUGGCUUUCCUGAGUACCAGGAGAAAUUUAUUCAGGACUGUAUACAGACGUUUCCCUACUGUGAGACAACACUGUUGCACCAGCUGGGUCCUGUGGAAAUUGAAAAGUCCUCUUCAGCCUUUUCAGUUCUAACCCAGGCAUUAACGGGUCAGAUGGCCUUCAGUGAUGCUGAGUUCUGUGCCACGUGUGGUGAGAGGGGAGCUGACAAGAAGUGUUCCUUCUGCGAAAUGGUUGUCUACUGUGGCCAGGCAUGCCAAGAGUUGCACUGGUUUACACAUAAGGAAGUGUGUAAUACACUGCGGGGGCAGAGAAAACUCCAAAAUAAAAAUCCUUCAAGUUUGUGCAAAAUUGUAAAACAUGAUGAUGAGCACACAGCUGUAGAGGGGAACUGCACCUCAUUAUUGGGCCUCUGUUUGGGGUUUGCGGAGCUUGAAUGUAAACAGUUUUUUUGCGAGAACUAUCCUGUUCCUUCGGAUGCUUCCUCAGGGGCAAUGUCUGGCUUUCAGGACUGAAGAAGACCACACACCACCUUUGACUAUCUGACUUCUGCUGUAUCAUCAUGCCUGUUAAAUAAUCUGUAUUGCUAUUUAAAGAAACAGUUGCCCCCUCAGGAUUUAGUUUUUAGCAGUGUAAAAGAAUAAACGCUUAUGUUAGUGCUACACUUAUCAGAGUUAAGAUACUGCGAAUAAAAAAAAAAAUUAUAAUAAUAAAAAAGCCACAUACAGCAGAAAAAACACAUAACGCAUUCACGAUCAGCCAUGACAUU
Messenger RNA from Trichomycterus rosablanca, 1693 nucleotides. RefSeq names its product ankyrin repeat and MYND domain-containing protein 2-like. The record is from RefSeq and is a predicted model, not a curated record. The coding region runs from base 108 to 1439 and encodes 443 amino acids. NCBI's taxonomy places the organism in Eukaryota, Metazoa, Chordata, Actinopteri, Siluriformes, Trichomycteridae. Gene Ontology annotation, molecular function: protein binding. The transcript has 11 exons.